Propithecus coquereli (Coquerel's sifaka) is the source of this 1646-nucleotide messenger RNA. It is a transcript of the gene RTN4IP1, whose product is annotated as reticulon 4 interacting protein 1. Lineage: Eukaryota; Metazoa; Chordata; Mammalia; Primates; Indriidae. The record is from RefSeq and is a predicted model, not a curated record. Gene Ontology annotation, cellular component: mitochondrion. Gene Ontology annotation, molecular function: zinc ion binding; oxidoreductase activity. The transcript has 9 exons. Bases 435 to 1625 code for a protein of 396 amino acids.
AAAGCCGGCGAGCAAGGAGACUCCUGUGCAGGGUCUCGGCUGCAGUCGGGAAGCGUUCGAUUCUCUGUGGCGUCGGAUUGUGAGCCGUGUCUGCUUGUCCAGCCGAGGGCUCCCAGGACUCGGGUCUAGGGGUUGCUGCACACCUGCUUUUGUUUUUAAGGGGGAAGGGGGUGUAAAGGAGGGAGGAGAAUGGACAGAAUCCUGACUGGAACGUUAAUUGGGGCAUUUCAGAUGGGAAGAGCAGAAUAACGAUUCCGUAUUCUUCCUUGAGUUGCUCCGUUAGGUUAACUUCAUUUUCGAAUGCUCAAUUUUGAAUGCUUUCAAUUUUGAAACUAGCCUGUGUGUUUGGCAGAAUUUGACCGAAUUCAGAGGUGACAGUUUGAUCCAGUCCAAGUGCUUUUUAAUUGAGGCACUCAAUUCAACCACUGUUUACAAUGGAAUUUCUGAAGACGUGUGUACUUAGAAGAAAUGCACGUACUGCGGUUUGCUUCUGGAGAAGCAAAGUUAUACAAAUGCCUUCAGUUAGAAAGAUUAGUACUACCUCUCCAAGGAGUACUGUCAUGCCUGCAUGGGUGAUAGAUAAAUAUGGGAAGAAUGAAGUGCUUCGAUUCACUCAAAACAAGAUGAUACCUAUCAUACACUAUCCAAAUGAAGUCAUUAUCAAAGUCCAUGCUGCGAGUGUAAAUCCUAUAGAUGUUAAUAUGAGAAAUGGUUAUGGAGCUACAGCUUUAAAUAUGAAGCGUGAUCCUUUACGUAUUAAAACCAGAGGAGAAGAAUUUCCACUGACUCUGGGUCGGGAUGUCUCUGGCGUGGUGAUGGAAUGUGGGCUUGAUGUGAAGUACUUCAAGCCUGGAGAUGAGGUCUGGGCUGCAGUUCCUCCUUGGAAACAAGGCACUCUUUCAGAGUUUGUUGUAGUCAGUGGGAAUGAGAUCUCACACAAACCCAAAAGACUUACUCAUACUCAAGCUGCCUCUUUGCCAUAUGUGGCUCUCACAGCCUGGUCUGCCAUAAACAAGGUUGGCGGCCUGAAUGAUAAGAAUUGCAAAGGAAAACGUGCUUUAAUCUUGGGUGCUUCAGGUGGAGUUGGCACUUUUGCUAUACAGAUAAUGAAAGCGUGGGAUGCUCAUGUGACAGCAGUUUGCUCUCAAGAUGCCAGUGAACUUGUAAGGAAGCUUGGGGCAGACGAUGUAAUUGAUUACAAAGCCGGAGAUGUGGAAGAGCAGUUGAAAUCCUUAAAACCGUUUGAUUUUAUCCUCGAUAAUGUUGGUGGAUCCACUGAAACAUGGGCUCUAAAUUAUCUCAAGAAAUGGUCAGGAGCCACCUAUGUGACUUUGGUGACUCCUUUCCUCCUGAACAUGGACCAAUUGGGCAUAGCAGACGGCAUGUUGCAGACGGGAGUCACCGUGGGUUCUAAGACAUUAAAGCAUUUCUGGCAAGGAGUCCAUUAUCGCUGGGCCUUUUUCAUGGCCAGUGGUACAUGUCUAGACGAAAUUGCAGAACUGGUGGAUGCGGGAAAGAUUGAGCCAGUUAUUGAACAAACCUUUCCCUUUUCUAAAGUUCCAGAAGCCUUCCUGAAGGUGGAAAGAGGACACGCACGAGGAAAGACCGUAAUUAAUGUCGUUUAAAUAAAUGUGCAGUUUGGUGAU